Salarias fasciatus (jewelled blenny) is the source of this 1957-nucleotide messenger RNA. RefSeq names its product cilia and flagella associated protein 99 (gene cfap99). The coding region runs from base 1 to 1935 and encodes 644 amino acids. Lineage: Eukaryota; Metazoa; Chordata; Actinopteri; Blenniiformes; Blenniidae. The transcript is spliced from 15 exons. The record is from RefSeq and is a predicted model, not a curated record.
AUGGCAUCAAACUAUGGAUCACUUGUGAAAGAAGCCUGUGUGCUGCUGGAUAAAUUCAGAGCUGGCAGACAAUGUCUGGAUGACUUUCUGGACGAUGCUUCGAAGGACCUGCAGGAGGUUGACGCUCUGCAGAGAAGGUUCAUCCUGGAUGCUGUGUCUGGUUGUGUCGAGCACCAAAAGCUGCUGGAUGUGGUUGUCAAAGGUUUCUACAUCCAGCAUGGAAAAUGUUUGUCCAAAAGGGAUCGAAGUCAGUUUUUGAUGGUGUGUUACCUCACGGUGUUUGCUCUUGAUGACCUUGGGCUCCAGCAUCUCAGCAGCAUCGUCAAAGCGCUGGACUCACAGAAGAUGCACACAUUCCUGAGUUUCUUCUUCUCAAACCUCACCACGUGGAUAACAGAUGAAUGGAGUCGUGUCUAUGAUGCUGCGUUCGUGGAGAAGCAGUGGAUUGAACCUCUGCUCAGAUGGCGCCCUGAGAUCAAUGUUCUCAUGGACCAGCUUACUGUCAAAAUGUCCCAAAGGGGCCAGGUUAAGAAAAGUCCAAUCAAACCCACGGAGCCUCAGGAGUUCUGCCUCACCAAACCAAAACCUCGACAUCUGCUGCCUGAGAUCAUCCCACAGCAGGAGAAAUCCAAACCGGUACCAAACAGCACCUACACGUCUCCGAAGGAGAAGCAGAUCAUAGACGAGAUCAAGCAGAAGAACCUUCAACAAGCCGAGGAGCUUCUCUAUGAGGCCAAUAUCAACCAGUUCAGAUGUGCGAAUCCACACAAGUCAGAACACACAAAGAGAGUGAUGUCCCAGAUUGAAGAAGACUUCCAGUCAAAGCUGAAGUUUGAUUCACGUUUCUCCUCUGGAACUCCAUCCAGUAAAAAGGCGGUGGACCGCCCGGUGAAGCUGAACAACGCCGCCGUCCUGAGGAGGGAGGCGCUGCAUGAGCGCCAGCUGGAGGAGGAGCUGCAGAGUCUGGAGCGGCUGGUGCAGGGCGGCGGCGAGCCCUCGGCGUUCCUGCAGUGGCAGCAGGAGAUGCGAGAGAAGGAGCUCCAGGAGGAGCAGCCCCAGAGGGAGUGCCGGCGCCUGGAGGCGCGCAUCAGCGACAGGAAGGGAGCUCUGGCUCGCCAACUCAGAGCCCAACAAAACCAGAAGGCGGCGCAGCUGCAGAAGGAAGAAACAGCUCAGCUGAUGCGCAGUUAUGCCGAGAAAAGGCUGCAGGAAGAACAAACACUGAGAGACUUGGUGCGAGAGGUGGCAGAAGGUCACAAAAACUCAAAAGCAGCCAAAGAGAAGAUCCAGAAGUUGAAGCAGAGCAUAGUGAAGGAGGUGUCGGAGCAAAGCCAGGGCCUCCUCCGCCAGGCGCUGGAGGAGGCUCAGGCACAGCUCUCUGCCCGGUUCCAACUCAUCCGGGAAAUCCACAGCAUGGAGUCGCUUCCUCACGUCAGAGUGAGGCGCUUUGACGACACAGAGACCUCGGGCCACGGCCUGCUGGAGGAGAUGCCUCUGGCGGAGCUGAAGGUCCGGCUCUCCCGGCUGAAGGAGGCCCAGCAGGCCGAGCGGCAGGAGAAGCGCCGCAGGAUCCUGGAGGAGAAGCAGAAGCAGAAGCAGCUGCAGCAGGAGAGGCUGGAAAACAUCCAGAUCCAGGAGAGGCUGCUGGCGCGGGCCGCCGCCGCCAGGAGAGAGCAGAGGAGAGCCGAGCAGCAGGCCUCCCAGCAGAUCCCACUGCAGAGCCAGAUGGUUUCGGCUCUGAAGCAGCAGCUGGAGGAGACCGACCAGGAGUUCCAGAGGCUGAAGCAGGCUGAGCGCAGCAGGUUCAGAGCCUCCAGACGGACAGCAGGGACCGCCGGGACCGCCGGGACGCAGAGACAGAGAAGAACAGAAGUGUUGAGCUGGGAUGAAGUGGAGCAGAGUCUGGCGCGCUACAUCCAGAACAGCCCGUCCUGAGAGCCUCCAGAGCUUUCUGUCC